Messenger RNA from Scatophagus argus, 2582 nucleotides. It is a transcript of the gene wnt7aa, whose product is annotated as wingless-type MMTV integration site family, member 7Aa. Gene Ontology annotation, cellular component: extracellular region. Gene Ontology annotation, molecular function: frizzled binding; cytokine activity. The record is from RefSeq and is a predicted model, not a curated record. The transcript is spliced from 4 exons. Gene Ontology annotation, biological process: positive regulation of JNK cascade; neuron differentiation; multicellular organism development. Bases 531 to 1580 code for a protein of 349 amino acids. NCBI's taxonomy places the organism in Eukaryota, Metazoa, Chordata, Actinopteri, Scatophagidae.
CAUUGUUGGCAACUAAAUAAAGACGUGCCGGUAACCGGUCGUCUGUCAGACAUGAAGUGAGCACGGACGGUCCAGUGUCCGGGAGAGGACGUGAGUUAAGGGCUGAAGAUCUGAUUGGCUCCGUGUCUCAGCUGUACUCAGCUCGGCAGAUGUGAACGUGUGUCAGGCAGAGGGACAGAUGAGCUGAGCGUGUACCUGCAGGCUGAGAGUGUGUGAGCGGCUCAGAGGCAGAUCCUCUGCAGAACACGCCCUGAUAGAGAAGGUACACACACACACAGUCAGUCUGAUCACUGAGAAGCCGCGUUGCUUACCUGAACGCAACAGCCCCAAUGCUACAGCACAAGCUCACACCACCGGACACCUACCAAAUGAAAUCAGGACGAGUGUAUUUCCACAAACUUUGGUUUGUCCAGAGGAGCUUUCUUCCCGCGAGCAGCCCGGAACACCUGGACACUCUGCGGGACUCGAUAGAGAAAUAAGGCUGGUUGUUGCAACAGCAGAGCACUGACACACCGGCUGGGCUGAGCACCAUGAGCAGGAAGACACGGCGCUGGAUUUUCCAUUUUUUCCUGUGCCUUGGAGUAUUGUAUUUGAAAAUCGGGGGUCUGUCGUCGGUGGUUGCACUGGGAGCGAGCAUCAUCUGUAAUAAAAUCCCGGGCCUGGCUCCCCGUCAGAGGACUAUCUGUCAGAGCCGACCCGACGCGAUCAUCGUGAUCGGAGAGGGGGUCCAGAUGGGGAUCAAUGAGUGUCAGUUUCAGUUCAGGCACGGACGCUGGAACUGCUCGGCCCUGGGAGAGAGGACCGUGUUCGGGAGAGAGCUCAGAGUGGGCAGUAAGGAGGCUGCGUUCACAUAUGCUAUCAUUGCUGCCGGGGUCGCCCAUGCAGUCACUGCGGCCUGCACCCAGGGGAGCCUGAGCGGCUGCGGCUGCGACAAGGAGAAACAGGGAUUCUACAACCAGGAGGAGGGCUGGAAGUGGGGUGGCUGCUCUGCUGACAUCCACUAUGGCCUGGGUUUCUCUAAGGUGUUUGUGGAUUCACGGGAGAUCAAGCAGAAUGCCAGGACUCUCAUGAAUUUACAUAAUAAUGAAGUGGGACGCAAGGUCCUGGAGAAGGGUAUGCGCCUGGAAUGCAAGUGUCACGGUGUGUCAGGCUCCUGCACCACCAGGACAUGCUGGACGACGCUUCCUAAGUUCCGUCAGUUGGGAUACAUUCUCAAGGACAAGUACAACCAGGCCGUGCAUGUGGAGCCGGUGCGAGCUAGCCGCAACAAGCGACCCACCUUCCUAAAGAUCAAGAAACCCCACUCGUACCGCAAACCCAUGGACACAGAGUUGGUCUAUAUUGAGAAAUCGCCCAACUACUGUGAGGCCGACCCUUUGACCGGCAGCAUGGGAACACAAGGUCGGCUUUGCAACAAAACAGCUCAGCAGCCCAACAGCUGUGACCUGAUGUGUUGCGGCCGAGGAUAUAACACGCAUCAAUACUCCCGCGUCUGGCAGUGCAACUGCAAGUUCUUGUGGUGCUGCUAUGUCAAAUGCAACACCUGCAGUGAGAGGACAGAGGUGUAUACCUGUAAAUAAAAAUAUUUAUUGGAUGUGCAUUUAGACGCACCACUGGACUGGACUGUGUGUGAAUGUGUGUGUGUCUGUGUGUGUGCUGUUUAUGUGUUUCAGAAGAAGAGUUCACUGUGGCUGCAGAGUGACUGCCUUGCUACUUUGGCAUUACGACAACUGGUUCCUCCAAUGUGUGUUGAUUAUACUGAUGCCAAUGGACAUCUGCCAUGAAACUGGACUCGACCUAUGGGCUCAUAAAUCAUAUUUUUAUUUUAAUAUUCGAAUGCAAUUUCAUGCCCCAGCCUUGACUCUUCUGCCGCCCACACUGAUCUGUUGGCAUAACUCACCUCAAACUGUUUUUAUUUUUUAUUUUUUUCCUGGACUAAUAAUUUAUUCAGUGAAAACUACUGAUGAUGAAAAUCCACUGUUGACUAAAUCUGGUAAGGUCUUAAGUUGGUGAUUUUAGUGAAAAAUAUUCAAGUGCACUUAAAAGCAAAUAGAAUUUUCUUUUUUAUUUUCUUUUUUUUAUUUUUACAAAGUCAACUUACACACUGGAGCUAAAAACUGAAAAUCAAGAACUGAAGUCAACUGAGUGAUGUGGUAGGGACCCUGCAGCUUAUGUGCAAAGCCAAGCAGAAGAACAUUAAUCUACUGAUACAGGGCUUGGUAUUAUAGUAUUGUUUUUAUUUGUUUCUGUCCCCUGUCCCCUACAGUUUGCUGCUAGUUGUCUGGAAAGUUAUGGAGUUUGUGACUGAGCAGCCAUAUUGACUCUUCAAGCUAAGUUACACCACCAGAGGCAAACACAAGCUUCCAGACAUAAAUUCCCUUUAAUGUUGGUUGAUAGAAUAUAUUUUGUAAGAGAUUAUUUUUGUAUAUUUUUUUGUAUUUAUUUCUAUCUCUCUGUAAGAUAUUUUUCCUUAGCAUUUCUAACUGUUAAGUUACUGAACUUACCAAAAGGAAAUCCCACUGAAACAUUGUUUUGAAAAUGUGCCUUGUUCUUCAGCUGUAGAAUAUAACUUUAAAUGGAAA